GACACAGAAUUUCCAGGUGUUGUAGCGCGACCAAUUGGAGAAUUCCGAAGUAAUGCAGACUAUCAGUACCAACUAUUGCGCUGUAAUGUAGAUUUGCUGAAGAUCAUACAGCUGGGCCUGACAUUUGUAAAUGAACAGGGCGAGUACCCUCCAGGCACUUCCACGUGGCAAUUCAACUUCAAAUUUAAUCUUACAGAAGACAUGUAUGCUCAAGACUCAAUAGAACUCCUUACAACUUCCGGCAUCCAGUUUAAAAAACAUGAGGAGGAAGGAAUUGAUACAAUGUACUUUGCAGAAGUUCUUAUGACAUCCGGUGUAGUAUUAUGCGAAGGUGUCAAGUGGCUCUCAUUCCAUAGUGGAUAUGACUUUGGCUACUUGAUCAAAAUACUUACUAAUUCCAACUUGCCUGAAGAAGAACCAGACUUCUUUGAGAUCCUACGAUUGUUCUUCCCUGUAAUUUAUGAUGUGAAAUACCUCAUGAAAAGCUGCAAAAAUCUCAAGGGCGGCUUGCAAGAAGUAGCUGAACAGUUAGAGUUGGAGCGAAUUGGGCCACAACAUCAAGCAGGUUCAGACUCCCUAUUAACAGGAAUGGCCUUUUUCAAAAUGCGAGAGGUAUGUAUUUAAAGUCAAAACAUUUAA
Rhincodon typus (whale shark) is the source of this 639-nucleotide messenger RNA. Its product is annotated as CCR4-NOT transcription complex subunit 7. Gene Ontology annotation, cellular component: CCR4-NOT core complex; P-body; CCR4-NOT complex. The annotation marks the transcript as partial. The transcript is spliced from 4 exons. Gene Ontology annotation, molecular function: nucleic acid binding; poly(A)-specific ribonuclease activity. The record is from RefSeq and is a predicted model, not a curated record. NCBI's taxonomy places the organism in Eukaryota, Metazoa, Chordata, Chondrichthyes, Orectolobiformes, Rhincodontidae.